Candida tropicalis MYA-3404 is the source of this 1521-nucleotide messenger RNA. RefSeq lists its product as uncharacterized. The transcript has a single exon. Lineage: Eukaryota; Fungi; Ascomycota; Pichiomycetes; Serinales; Debaryomycetaceae. The record is from RefSeq and is a predicted model, not a curated record. The coding region runs from base 1 to 1521 and encodes 506 amino acids.
AUGUCGAGUAAAGUGGAAGUUCAAACUGCUGCAAGGGCAUCUCCUUCAAUUACACCACCAGAAUUAGCUAAAAUACCAGAGAAGACUACUACUAAUACUACAACGGCUUCCUCAGAAAAACCAACUUCAUUGAAACGUAAAAACUCAUCUUCUACUUCACCUCCAAGAUCAACUGCAUCUGCAUCUACGUCUGCGUCUGCUCCUGCUUCUACAUCAACUACAUCUCCUCCAAAACGUCAUAGACCAUUAUCUUUAAAUCUAAGAGCAAAUGAUAAUGCUGAUCUUGCUUUAAGAAUCGUUAGUCCUGGAUUACCACCUUCAAUCAAUGAAGCUAUGAAGUCAACCAUUCAACUCCUGAAACAAAUCCAACAACAACAAAAGAAUUUAAUUGCUGCUAGACAUAGUAAAGAUCUGGAUGAUAUUGAUGAACAAUCAAGUUCCACAACAAACAAUACUAAUCAAGAAGCUUCGACAACAAGUACUACAUCUACAUCCACUACAACAACCACAGUGAUACAACCAUCUCAACCUCAAUUGCCACCACCGAAUUUAAGAUUACCACCUAAAUCACCAGUUUAUGCCUCGGAUGAUUCUGAUCUUAAUAGAUUAUCAGGGGUAAAGAAAUUGAAAAGACUGAAUGUUCCACCACCGUUGAGUAUUGGUGAAGGUGUUCCGUCAAGUACAAAUGUGGGCAAUUUACGUCCUUCUAUUCAUUCUGCUCCAAUUAGAAAUAGACCAAGACCAAGAAUGAUACCUGGAGCCGCAAGAAUUGUCCCACAAGUACAACAACAAUCCCAACCUAAUCUUAUUCCAAUUCAACAACCACAAUAUUAUUAUGUUGCCACACCAAUUCAACAAUAUUAUUCACCUUCAUUACAACAUCACCCAGUUCAACAAUUACAACCAGUGCCAGUACCAUUACCAAGAAGUCAAUUAAGACAAGUUAACCCAAGAGUUAGAAUGAUUCCACUAACAGCAACCGCUACUCAUUUUGGAAGAAGAGCUACUUUACAAGGAACCCAAAUACAACAUCAACAACCACAACCACAACCACAACAACCUCAAGUGAUAGUUCAACCACCAAUGCAUCAUCAACAGCAACAACUACCACAAGCACAAGGACAACCCCAGCCACAACCACAACAAGUGAAUAAACCAAAAGCAAAUGCAGUGACUGAUGUGUUUCGUGGAGAUUUACAUAAAGCUGCACCUUUUAAUAGUCAGCCAUUAUCUGCACAACGAGAAUUUUUCGGCAGUUCAGUACAUGAUGAAGCACCAACUACUCAAGUUCUUACAAUUAAUGAAACUGAAGACGAAGAAAAUACUGAUGUAUCAGGAAGUAUAACCAUUAAUGGAUCCAAUGUAUUUAAUUUUAAAAUAUUCAACAAGAAUAAAUCCAAAAGUAAUGAUGAAGACAAUGAAAAUGAAGAGGGUGAUGAAAGUUCUGAAGAAUAUAAUAAAAAGAAGUUUUUAAAAAUUUGUGAAACUUGUUGGAAUCAAGUAUUCAAAAAGGAUGAUUAA